AGCUAGACUUUUCCUCUCCACCCUCCUCUUCCUCUUCCUCUACCUUUCCUCUUCCUCCCGAUCCCUUCCUCGCCCACGCUGCUCUCAUGCUCUGCCCUACCCAAUCUCCCCUAUAGUCCACCGUCGUUGUGCUCCUCCACAACAGCCAGCCGGUGACGCGCGUCGCCGCCGCCACCGCGUUCAGGUUCCUGCCUCACCGGGUCCUGCUGUCUCCAUCCCGUCCAUAGCACCACAACUUCUCUCUCUUUCUUCCAUCCCGAGUCCUAACCUACAUCCGCCGCCCUGCUGUACCGUACCGUCACCGCCGACGCCUCAAUCCCACGCCCCCCGGCUCAGAACACCCCCUCCUCUCGCGCGCCGCCGCCGCCGCCACCGCCGUUCCUGUUCAUCAUCGUCGGGAUAUCAAGAUCCUGCUUUCUCCACACCGUCCGCAUGUCUCCGAUUAUUUAAUUAUACACGGCAUUGGUGUCACGAUGUGCCAUACACUUAUUAAGCUGUACCAGAGUCAAUACCCAUUCCGAUGUUCCUAAGGUCCUGCUCAAGACAAAGAGAUGGAAGGAACUGAGCUAGAGAAUCCAACUUCCAGGAACCCAUCUCAGAAGUCCAGCCGCCGUUCCAGCAGCCGGCGUUCUCAGAAGUCAGCUGGACAGCAGUCUUCCCCCACCGUAUUUCCAGAGAAAAGAGGCAAAUCCAGAUCUUUGAGGCAGAAGCAUGCGGCGGCUGACGGUAAAGAUGCCAAGAAGGGUAAAAGCCACGAGCGUAGGGCCGACGUGGUGGAUGAGAUGUCCAAUUUUGUAGGUUUUGAAGUCUAUUCUGGGAAGUUGUUUUUCGACAGGAAAAAUAAAAGUAAAGGAGUGGAUGAUCACUUGGCAGCUAACAGGAAAGCUGAUGCAACUGAUGCAAGGCUCACAAGUAAAGCCCUGAUAUGGGGUUCCACUGUGCUCAGCCUUGAGGAUGUCAUCUCUGUAUCUUAUAAUUCUGGUGCCCAACAUUUUACUUUACAUGCGUAUCCUGCUAAGAGCUCUUUCUUUGGAAAGACACAUAGAGUUCGGACGGACUUCCGGUUUAUAGCCUCUACACUAGAUGAGGCCAUUUUGUGGGUAACAUGCUUUGCUGAACAGAACAUAUACAUCAAUGUUCUGCCACAUCCUUCAGCAGAGCAAGAGGCAGAUGCCCCCCUUGGUGGGGUUUUAUUUGAUUAUCCGCCGAUCAAAUCUAGAACUCCGCAGAGAAUACUUGUGAUAUUGAACCCCCGAUCUGGACAUGGUAGAUCAAGCAAAGUGUUCCAUGGCAAAGCAGAACCUGUAUUUAAGCUUGCAGGUUUCCACAUGGAAGUGGUUAAAACUACUCAUGCUGGCCAUGCAAAAUCUCUUGCGUCUACAUUUGAUUUCAACGCGUUCCCUAAUGGGAUUGUGUGUGUUGGCGGUGAUGGAAUUGUGAAUGAGGUGUUCAACGGUCUUCUUAGCAGAAGUGAUAGAACUGAAGCUGUAUCAAUUCCAGUUGGAAUAAUCCCUGCAGGAUCUGACAACUCACUUAUUUGGACUGUUCUGGGUGUUAAAGAUCCCGUUUCCGCGUCAUUAUUAAUUGUUAAGGGUGGCUUUACAACUCUAGACAUAUUGGCUGUUGAGUGGCUCCAAUCAGGGCUAAUACACUUCGGCACAACUGUUUCGUACUAUGGUUUUGUUAGUGACGUCCUGGAACUUUCCGAGAAAUACCAGAAGAAAUUUGGGCCUCUUCGAUAUUUUGUGGCUGGAGUACUCAAAUUUUUGUGUCUACCAAGUUAUUUCUAUGAGUUAGAAUAUCUUCCUAUGUCAGAAGAGAUGCCUGGGCAUGGAAAUGGUACAAAACAAGACAAAUCAGAUGUAAUGCGCAGCCGAUCAAAAAGAGAAGGAAUUACGCGAGCUUCCAGUUUUUCAAGUAUUGACUCUAUCAUGACUCCAAGUCGGAUGUCACUAGGGGACUUCGAUACAUCAGGGGGUACAGCGGCAAGCAGUGAACCAUCAGAGUAUGUCCGUGCUCUUGAUCCAAGAGCAAAACGGUUGUCUCUGGGCAGAAGCAACAUUGUUUCUGAACCGGAAGAAGUCCUGCGCCCUCAACCUCAUCAUGGCUCAUACUGGCCAAGAACGAGGGCCAAAACAAGGACUGACAGAAAUUCAGUUGGUGCCACGGCGGCUAAUGAUACACGGUUAUCUUGGGCAGCCCAAUCAAUGCAUGACAAAGAGGACAUUUCCUCGACAAUCUCAGAUCCAGGACCUAUUUGGGAUAAUGAACCGAAGUGGGAUACUGGGCCAAGAUGGGACACCGAGCCAACUUGGGAGCCUGACCACCCUAUCGAACUUCCUGGACCACCAGAAGAUAUAGAAUUUGCGGCAUCAAAGGAACUUGUGCCAAAUUUGGAUGAGAAAUGGGUUGUCAGGAAGGGGCACUUUCUUGGUGUCCUAGUAUGUAACCACUCGUGCAAAACGGUUCAAAGUUCACAGAUUGUUGCGCCAAAAGCGAGCCAUGAUGACAACAGUUUGGACUUACUCCUAGUUGGCGGAAGGGGGAGAUGGAAGCUGUUGAGAUUUUUCAUACUACUACAAUUUGGUCGUCAUGUUUCUUUACCGUAUGUGGAAUAUGUAAAGGUGAAAUCAGUUAAGGUUAAACCUGGUGCAAACACCCACAAUGGCUGUGGAAUAGAUGGCGAGCUUUGCCGUGUCAAGGGACAGGUAGUGUGCUCCCUUCUACCGGAGCAAUGCAGACUUAUUGGCCGGCAAUGUAAACAACCUAUCUAAGCACUGUAAAUCUGCUGGACUUCACGUGUCUUUGAGGCGCUGUAUGAUGUGUUUGUCACUUGUAACAAUUGAUUUUGAGUUGUCUAUAUAUCGUUUACUUGCUAAUGAGGAGGGUGUGUGCACAGAACGGACGUUCCUUGAGUGUUGGGACCAGAUAGACAAAUGUUGUGAUGUUGCUGUAUAUUUGAGUGAUUAUAGAGGGAUGUCUUGAUUA
Lolium rigidum is the source of this 2988-nucleotide messenger RNA. RefSeq names its product sphingoid long-chain bases kinase 1-like. Bases 552 to 2774 code for a protein of 740 amino acids. The record is from RefSeq and is a predicted model, not a curated record. The transcript is spliced from 9 exons. Lineage: Eukaryota; Viridiplantae; Streptophyta; Magnoliopsida; Poales; Poaceae. Gene Ontology annotation, cellular component: cytoplasm; membrane; intracellular membrane-bounded organelle. Gene Ontology annotation, biological process: sphingosine biosynthetic process. Gene Ontology annotation, molecular function: kinase activity.